AAGGUUUACAGCAAGAUAAUUGCGAGCGGCCCAUCGGUAAUUCCUGCAGCUCAAACGUGGCAGCCGGGCGGGGUGUGCGGCAGAGCCGAGCGCACAGCUUGGACCUGUCCGAAUUCUUCCUUGAUGGUGCAAACUUUAGGACUAGAGUUGUCUUGAAGAAGUCCCCGAAUUCAUGGGAAGAAGCCUUCCCCCUCUAAGAUGAUGGCCCUUCUUCCAGGACCUCCUGAAGAAGCCGGCGAUUUGCUCACAGUGUCGCCCGAGAAGAGCUGUUUCUUGGACGGGUCGGACUCGAGCGACGUAGAUGAGGGGCUGCUCGAUGACUUGGAGCUCAAUCCGUUUGAUGGUUUACCGUACUCGUCCCGCUUUUAUGAACUCCUCAAACAAAGGGAAAACCUUCCCAUUUGGAAAUGUAAAUAUGUCUUCUUGGAGGGUUUGCUGCACAACCAGAUCGUGGUGGUGUCAGGAGGAGCGAAGAGCGGGAAGAGUUCCCAAAUCCCUCAGUGGUGCGCAGAGUUCUGCUUGUCGGUGAACAAUCGGCACGGGUCCGUGGUGUGCACUCAGGUGCAGAGACAGACCGCUGUGUGGCUGGCCAUGAGGGUAGCGGAUGAGCUGGAUGUUAACAUUGGACAUGAAGUCGGCUAUAUUGUGCCUUUUGAGAACUGUUGUACCAGUGACACCAUUCUAAGGUAUUGUACAGAUGAGAUGUUAUUGCGUGAGAUGAUGUCCGAUCCCCUCCUGUCCAGCUAUGGAGUUAUUGUCAUCGACGAUGUUUACGAGCACUCCGUGUCUACCGAUGUCCUCCUCGCUUUCCUUAAGGAUAUCCUUUUAGCUAGACCAGAACUGAAGGUUGUCAUAAUCUCCCCUCCCGAACUGUCCAGCAGAAUAGUUUCUUACUAUGGAAACGUUCCUCUGGUUGAGGUGGAAAGCGCAUAUUCAGCAGAAGUAGUUUACACCUCUGCAGUUCAAAGGGACUAUUUCCAUGCGGCUUUAAGGCUUCUGUUUGAAAUCCACCACACUCAAGAGAAAGGGGACAUUGUUGUCUUUCUGGCUUGUGAGCAAGAAAUAAAACAGGCCUAUGAGAUGAUCCAUCAGGAGGCCAUGCACACAAAUCCCACACUAGGAGAACUGCUUCCAAUUCCGCUGUAUCCUCAUCAAAGCCUUCCACAAUACUUGCCAUAUGAAGGGCUGGAUUAUGGCUGCAAAGACCACAGGAGGAAAGUGGUGUUAACCACCAGUCUUGGCGAGUCCCUGAUCUGGAUGAGCAACAUUCACUUUGUCAUUGACGUUGGAGUGGAGCGGAGAAAGGUGUACAAUACCAGAAUCCGGGCCGAGUCUCUGAUCAGGCAGCCGAUCAGUAGAAUACGAGCCGAGAUGAGAAAGCAAGUCCUGGGCACUUGUCCUGCAGGAAAAGUCUUCUGCCUCUACACGGAGGAGUUUGCUCAAAAUGAUAUGAAAACAUUUCUGACACCAAAAGUUGAAGAGUCCAAUUUAACUUCAAUGGUUCUGUUUCUGAAGAGAAUGGACAUUGCCGGUCUUGGCCACUGUGAAUUUAUCAACAGACCCGACCCCGAAAGUCUCAUGCAAGCCUUAGAAGACCUGGAUUACCUGGCAGCGCUCGACAAUGAUGGAAAUCUUUCCGAAUUUGGAAUCAUCAUGUCUGAAUUUCCGCUGGAUCCACAGCUGUCAAAAUCUAUUUUAGCCGCCUGCGAGUUUGAUUGUGUGGAUGAAAUGCUGACGCUGGCUGCCAUGGUGACAGCUCCAAACUGUUUCCUGGAUUCAGCCCAUGAAGCCGAUGUGGCGAAGCAGCACAAGAGAAGAAAGUUUUUGCACCCUGCCGGAGAUCACUUCACUCUUAUAAACCUCUACAGAGAAUAUGAGCAGAUGAAGAUCAGCAAUGCCAGUCAGUAUGACAUUGAGAGAUGGUGCCAGGAUCACCUGCUGAACUACACCGCACUGGAGAUGGCACGUGUCAUACGAUCAGAGCUUCUAGAUAUCAUGAAGAGGAUUGAGCUGCCCAUCUCUGAACCAGCUUUUGGCUCUGACGAAAAUGUCCUAAACAUAAAGAAAUCUCUGCUGUCUGGAUACUUCAUGCAGGUGGCUCGAGAUGUGGAUGGCUUAGGGCACUACAUAAUGCUGACACACAAGCAAGUGGGCCAGCUGCAUCCAGAAUCUGGCUACUGCCUCAACCACAGCAUCCCGGAGUGGGUCCUGUUCCAUGAGUUCAGUGUAGCAGAUAGAAGUUGCAUCAGAAUUGCCUCCAAAAUCACCCCAGAACUGUUCAUGCAAUUGGCACCUCAAUAUUACUUCAGCAACCUACCCCCUAGUGAGAGCAAAGAGCUGCUACAGAAGGCAUUAGACUCCAUCUCAACUGUCUCUGCCCCUCAGGACCCUGAAGAUGACGGAGAGACUGGCGAUGAAGAGCAGAAUCUUUCUACAAAUGAACAGAGAUGUAGUAUACAAUGA
Messenger RNA from Hyla sarda, 2463 nucleotides. RefSeq names its product DEAH-box helicase 32 (putative) (gene DHX32). Gene Ontology annotation, cellular component: intracellular anatomical structure; spliceosomal complex. The coding region runs from base 199 to 2463 and encodes 754 amino acids. The record is from RefSeq and is a predicted model, not a curated record. Gene Ontology annotation, molecular function: RNA binding. The transcript is spliced from 12 exons. Lineage: Eukaryota; Metazoa; Chordata; Amphibia; Anura; Hylidae.